UGCAAAGAGCCACGGUCACUAUGUAGAUGUCCAACUUCUAACUGUAGCCGUUUGGUUUAUCAGAGACCAAUUUGAGAAAUGUCUUUUCGGUCACAGGCCAGUGACUCACCUUUUUCAUGAUUGUGAGGCAAGUGUUAUUUUUCACCAUCUUCCAUUUUUUGUGUUUAAUGUUAUUCUAAAUGGGUUAAUAAUGUAAAAUUGUGUUGUUAGUUGAAGAUCUAUUUCAAAAUUGGCGUGGUUCAAUGCACUAUAUGUUGUGUGUUAUUGUGUACAUUUUGACAGUUUAUUUUGGGCAAAUAAUAUGCAUCUGAAAGUGUCUAGCUAUUGACAAAGUAUUUUACCAUUGCAGCUGGUCGCUUGUGUCUAAGUUCUGACAUGGCUUGUCAAGAGAACAUGUUUUUCAUUGGCCUCUGUAUAUCAAGUGUGAAUUUUGGGCUUUCCUCAAACGAUCUGUUCACCACAAUGCCAGAGACGAUGAAUGCAGUGAGUGACACUUGUGUGCAACUCCCAUGUGCAUUUCAAAUUCCAGACGGCCAUAACAUCAGUUUUAGCAGCGCAAGAAAUGUAUAUGGAAUUUGGCUUAAAGGGAAAACAGACUCCAAUAUAUUAUUUAACAGUAGUAACACAGGGAAUAGUCUUGGGAAAAUAACUGGAAACCUGUCUGAGAAGAACUGCACCACAGUGUUCUUCAAUGUAACCACAAGUUACACUAACAAGUAUUACUUUAGAAUUGAUACUAAUGGACAAUACCGUGCAACAGACAUUGAAAAAUCUGUUACCAUAACUGUCAUAGAUUCACCUGAACAACCUAACAUGACAGUCUUAGGUGACAUAAAGGAAGGGACUCCUCUCAGUUUAAACUGUUUUGCUGUUGCUCCCUGUCCUGGACACCCCCCUAAACUGAAAUGGACUCUCCCAACAAAGUCCACACCUGUGAACAAAUUACAGGAGAAUCCAGAUCGAACCAAAUCAGUUCUAUCCACGGUGACCUUCAUCCCAUCAUACCUUCAUAAUGAAAAGAACAUCACUUGUACUGCAGUCUACCCAGUAGGGAUGAGCAACAAGACAGCGGAACAUACCAGGACACUUCAUGUCUUAUUCUCUCCUAAAAACACUUCAGCCUCCAUCAGUCCAGCUGUUCCAGGAUCAGUGGGAAGCUGUGUGAAUCUGACCUGCAGCAGUACAGCCAACCCACCUGUGACCAACUACACCUGGUUUAGGAUCAGUGGGGGUAAAACAACACAGGUAGCAUCCAGACGGACUUACACCCUCAAUGUGACUGUUGGUGAUGGAGGACAGUACUACUGUGAAGCAAGAAAUGAUCAGGGCGUUGAGAAGUCACAGGAAGUGAAGCUUCCAGGCCAAAGAAACCCGGAGGUUUGGUGGAUUGUUGGAGGAACUUUGGUGCUUGUUCUGCUUCUUAUCGUGAUAGUUUUCUUUGGGUGGAGGAGAAAAUCUAAGAUCCCUAAUGGACUCGAAAGGACAGUGAAUCCACCAGAGACGGCCCCGGCCAGAGAGAAACCAGCAGAACCUGUGGAAAACCUGCCUGAGGAGAUCCACUACGGUGAAAUAGACUUCUCCAGACAACGACCCAAAAAGACCCAGGCUGCAGCCCAGGACAGGGAGAGAGACCUGGGGAAGGAAAGUGAGUACUCUGAAGUCAAGGUGACCAGGGGGCGGAGUCAGGAUCAGGAACCACUCGUUAACGAACUUUACGCUCAAGUGAAUAAAACAGGUGCCUUAUAGGUAUUUUGUCUAUCUACAGUGCACUAUCAAUUAUGCAUUUGGUAUUUUUGUAUUCAUAUGUUUGUGCUCCUCGUUUAUCCGUAAGUCUGUAUACUUUUUGGUUGAAAAAAGGUAUUUAUUUUCUAAAAGUAUGGCUAUAGCAGAACUAAUGUACCUGACACUUCAACCCAAGGUCGUUUAAGAGUAGAAAGUCAAUGAUGACUGUGGAGAUAGUUGGUUUACAGUUCAAGUGGAAUAACACUUCUGCAAAUGCAAUAUAUUUUAUAAAUUCAUUUUUCCUGUCGUUGUUUAUUACGCCACCCAGUUCUAUUUAUCCUAGUCCAGUGUAACAAAACUAUAACCACGUUGUGAUUUUUUGUUUGAUAAUACAUUUAUUGUGCAAUUCUGAGUGUAACUAUAAAGUGUAAUCACGACCCAGUGAUCCAGCAAGUCGGUGCUAUCAUUUCUUGUGACAUUGUGCUCCUCAGUCCCACUCACCCUGAGUGACAGAGCUGCACACUUAGAUAGAUAGUCCAACAAUGGCUUAAAGGAAGUUAUUAACCAAUACACAUUUUCUAUAUUUGCCAUUAUUUUCCUUUAUUGAGCUUUGUUGCACCUUUCUGUGGGCAAAUUGGUCCACAGAAAGGUGCAACAAACUCAAUAAAGGAAUAUAAUGGUGCUUUUAUUCUUGUAUUUUUAUGCCGUGGCCUUCACCAACAGCUAUUUUCAGCUCUUGCCGUAGGUUAUGGAUGUAAUUCAGAUCUGGACACUUCACUUGCCACUAGAGAACCUUCCUGAAAAUCUUUUUUUUUUAUGUUUGCUUGGUUCGUAGGCAUAGUUAAAAUAACUAACAGUUAUUUUAAUGAAAUUGUACGCUAUAUUGGAUUAAAAACAACGCUGAUCUUUAUAUUGCUAAAUUACUUGUGUCAUAACAUUUUAUUGUGUUACAACAUGAAAAUGAAAUCAAAAGUGGUUUUACAAUAUAGUCCAUAAUCUAAACAAAAUCAGCUCAAUUAAUUACAAAUAUAAAUCAGAGAAUAAUUUAUUCCAUAAGUUAAAUCCAAACAGUCUCUGUUAAAGUUUACGGGUUUCCAGGAGAACAAGAACCCGCAGUAAAGAAAAACCCUGGAAUUAAUUAAUCCUGAAUGCUGGACUGGUGGCCCGGCCUACAAUAUUAAAGAAUAGGAGCAGCGUGGUCCUGAAAAAUAGGAUAUAUUCUAAUAAAAAGGAACAGUCAUCUCAUUUAUGGUUACCAGAGGCAUUUGUUGAAAGUUGUCUUAGGGGAAGGCUAUGCAUGUAAAAGUCAAGAGUGAGUCAAUUUCAAAACCACAGCAGUUGGUCUCCUUAGUUCCCAAACGCUUAGUGUUGGUAAAAGAUGAGGUGAUACAACACACUAGUAAAGAUGCCCCUGUCACAACUUUUUUUUACAUGUGUAACUGGCAUCAAUUUCAAAAUUGGCAUGUAUUAUUCCAAAAACCAUAAAAUUACAGUUUCAACAUUUGAUAUGUUGUCUUUUUAUUUUCUUCAAUUAAAUAUAAGGAUUGAUUGCACAUCAUUGAAUUCUGUUUCAACAUUAGCAUUUUACGUAGCGUCACCCCUUUUUUGGAAACGGUUGUAUGUUUACUGUACAAAUAAAUGAAGGGAACACUUAAAUCACACAUUGGUUCUUGAUGAAGGAAAUGUAUUAAACAU
Messenger RNA from Esox lucius (northern pike), 3417 nucleotides. Its product is annotated as B-cell receptor CD22-like. The coding region runs from base 376 to 1746 and encodes 456 amino acids. The transcript has 7 exons. NCBI's taxonomy places the organism in Eukaryota, Metazoa, Chordata, Actinopteri, Esociformes, Esocidae. The record is from RefSeq and is a predicted model, not a curated record.